UGCCUAAUGUUGUUGCUUCUUCUUCAACACCCUGCCAUUCACAUUGACUGUUGACCAACCAACGCGGCGCUAGCGCCAGAAAAUUCCUAUGCUGAUAAGACGCCCGUGUAUAAGUGGAAUAGAGAACGAGAAGUCACUGAGAGAGCGUUAACUGCUGGUAUCGCGAGAGUGAGCGUAAGCAAGAGAGAGCGACACGACGACGUGUGCUAUCGUCAGCUGUUUUAUGUUUUGAUUGUGUGCUUGGGAAAUAAUAAUCGCAAUCCCACAGGUUUUCAGCUUUGUUCUUGACGUUGACGUCGCACGGCGAACGCUCGAGCUCGAUCAGUACCGUUUGUGAAAUUGAAAAGCUAUCAACGGGUGUCGUCGCGUUCUAUUCAAAAAGGCGCACAAAGUUUCUUUCUGACUUUUUAUUAUCAGCACUUCUCACUGACUGACGUCGCAACUUGUUGUCAAACCGAAUAGUUGCGCUUUAUAUUAGUGUAUGUGUGUGUGUAUAUGAAUUGUGAGUGUGAAUGUUUAGUGUAGUGAAUUGUGAUUACUGCGCUUUAGCGUAAAAAGCGGGCGUGUUUGCCGUUAGAAAAAGUGAAGAAGAAGAAGCAGAAAAACAAGACCAAUGGCAAAUAACAAGAGCAAAAAGUAAAGCGGAAAAAAAGUUGAAAAAAUUAACGAAAUACAAUUCGCAAAAAUGCUGCGAUUUCAAUUCCGAUAAUUAAUAAAUAUCAACAAAAAGUAGAAAUUUCUAGCAUACACAAAUGCGUAUCAAUAAAAGUGCAAAUUGAAAAAGAAAUCAAAUUCAUAAAUACAAAAAAAUAGAAGUGUUAAUUGAAGUUUUCAACAGUGAAAUAAUUAGAUUGAUAAUCUUUAAAAAUAAGAUAUAACCAUACAGCUUUUAUGCAAAAUGUGUAAAUAAAAGGAAUCCUUGUGUUAACUUAAUUAACAUCUUGCAGAGUUCAAUUGUGAAUAAUGGUGAAAAGCCAACUAGAGAAACAGAAAACGGUUAGAAAACAAUAAGCUCAAAAGCAAUAACAGCACCUGGUCACACUACAAAACCAAAGCAACGACAACAGCAACAACAACAAGAAUAAUAACAGUAAAAAAUGAUGUUGAACAAAUACGAAAGCUACCAACGCACAAACAACAUGUUCCCACAUCACCAUCAACAACAACAACCCCCACAACACCAACAGCAGCUCUCGCAGUCGCUCUCACAGCAUCAACUGCAGUUACAGUCGCUGCCUCUUUCACUCUCUCAGCUGCAAUAUGCCGGCGGCAGCACAGACGCCAUUGGCGCUGGCAGCAACAGCGCGGCAGAGCUGGCAACAGCUGAGAUGCUGGCAUCGAAGGCGGAACGCGAAUCGAUCCAUUCGGGUCAAUUUAUGGUGUCGCACUUUGAGGCUGAGGAAGCCCAAGAUGAUCUCGAGGACGAUGGCGAGGUAAAAAUGCUCGAUCCCGAGGAUCCCAGCCUAGAUAAAGCUGGAGAAGAGACAAACACCUGUCGUGACGUUCAGCUCUACGUGCCUCAGACUGUGGUGCACUUUCCGCGCAUGGACUUGGAUCGUGACUGCGAUGAGAACAGCAUGGGCAUCACUUCCCAUCUGGAGAUCGAGACGUCGCUGACCAAGCUCUUUAAAUGCAUGAAUUUGGCCUACAGUCAAAAACUCACCUCCCCCAAGUGGAACCAUUUCAAAGGUGUGCGAUUGCGUUGGAAGGACAAAAUACGUCUAAAUAAUGUCAUUUGGCGAUGUUGGCACAUGCAAUUUAUACAAAAGCGCAGAACGCCGGUGUGUCAAUUCGCAUCGCCACUGGACGUUGACAUACAUAGUAAUCCUCAAACCGUUGUGCUUGAGGGAAAAUACUGGAAACGUCAUGCAGCUGUCAUUAAAGCGGAAUACAGAAAAUGGCGCAAAAAUUAUAAAUCAAAAGCAACUGGCUGCUUGACUUAUGAUUCGAAAAGUGAAUUGGACUUUUUGGAAUGGUCACCACUGAACGAUAGAAACUUGAUGCCAGACGACUGGACAACAGAUACACUGUUCUCGGCAAUAAAUGGACCUUUUCCCUUUCCCGAUUCUCGAGAAAUUGCGCGAGGAGCUGGCAUUGCGGAUUUUAUACAGCCAAGUCUAGGACCGCUGCAACCGAAUUUAGAUGACAUCGACAUUACGUUCUCAGAUUUGCUCACCACGAACUCUUCACGCUUGCCACCCGUGCCCGAGGAGGGCACCGAUGCAGAUAUGCUUAAGAACGAUGAUUAUUGCCUGCCAGCAAUUGUUGGCGCCCCACACACAUUGUACAGUCACGACAGUAUGAUGACUGUGGAUACGAAUAUGCUGGAGCUCAAUACACCCAUCAGUAACAUGCCCUUUACCGAUAUCGAGCAACAGUUUGCGGCUGCCCGACAAGUUCAGCAAUCGGCCAAUGAAGCUCAACAGCAACAACAGCAGCAAUUACUGGGCGAGAGUACCACAGGGCGUGGCCAUGUGACGAAGCACUUUGGUGCCAUCAACAGCAGUGCCAGCGAUAGUUUCUCGAUUAAGAGCGUCAUCAAUGGGCGCAUUGCCAAGAAUACACAGAGGCCGUUCCGACGCGAACCUCAUAACUAUGAUAAGGCUCAACCGACGCCGCAUCAGACGAACAUAUAUCAGCAGAUGCUUGCCGAUCAGCAAAAGAAUCAGCAACAGCAUAUGAUCGGUGGUGCGGUGUUACAAUCAUUUCAACCGGCUCAGCAGCAACAAUUGCAACAGCAGCAGCAACAGCACCAACAACAACAGCAGCAGCAGCAAACACGUCUGCAUUUUCCCACACAGCAGCAGCAAAGUUCUUAUAAUACGCAGAGUUUUCUCAGCACCUAUGCCGACAGCUAUCAGCAGCAGCAGCAACAGUUGUCUACGCAGCAGCAACAACAACAACAGCAACAGCAUAAUGUCAAAGUUGAGCCACACAAUACAGAUAUGUUAUCGUUAUUAAAUGACACCAGCUACAACUCAAUCAGUUACAAGCCGUAUCCUCAGUUUAAGAAAUCUGCAUCAACGGGUGCAUUUAUCAAUAUGCCACGCGUAUCACCGCAGCAGCAGCAGCAAGCGCAACAACAACAGAGUUAUCUACAGCAAGAUCAACAGCAGCAGCAGCUCCAGAUGCAGCAAUCUCUGCCCCUUGGAAUAUCUUUGAGCACACAGCAAAUCUUACAACUGACGCGCCAACAGUCAACCAACUCACAGCAACAACAGCAACAACAGCAGCAGCAGCAGCAACAACAACAGCAACAUGUGCAGCUGCAGCAGCAGACUGUGGCAAGUCUGCUGCUACCACAGCAGCAGCAACAACAACAGCAGCAACAGCAACCAGCUGUCAGUGUUGCUCCAUGGGCUACGCCCAAUACAACCAUAUUGCCCAAGGAAAUGCAUCGAUCAAACAGUCUGCCGCUUAACGUGUCGCUACCUAAACUCAUUCAUCACGAGCAGCAACAGUUUGCCGUGCCAAAAUACCAUGCAAAGGGCAAGUCCAGAGUGCGCAGCAACUCAAUGCACCAACAGCACACGGUGGUUGCAGCAGGCGGCGGUUCGCCAAUCAACAAUGGUCAUGGCAGCGUCAGCAACAGCACCGGCAACCUGCUAGUUGCACAGCAAAUGCAUCAGGCAACUAGCGAUCCUAUGCUCAACAGCACACUAGCUCAAUUGCUGACUAAAAGUACACGCCUGCAGGCAGCUGUGGCAAAUAAAACGCAGCCAAGUACCUCCACCAAUGCCAUAGCCAACAGUCAUAGCAGCAGCAAUGUAUCGCAGUCGGUUUACAUCAGCAAUGCUGCCACAUCGCCGCUGUCUGUGCCGGUGCCGGCGCAGCAACAUUCACCAAAGAAGACCGCCUCAUUGCCCGUGACCAUUGCCACACCCUCGCUGCACAGUCCGCCCGGCAGUAAGAUGCUUAGUUUUAGUCAGGGCACGACAGCGAACAUGGGCAGCAGCCUCAGUCUGUCGCCAGACUCACCGUUCCACGACUCUCAGGAUUCACCUUUGUCGCCAACGACCAGCCUCAAGUAUCAGCCACGGGACACUCAACGGCGUGCCGGGCACAUUCAUGCGGAACAGAAGCGACGAUAUAAUAUCAAAAAUGGAUUCGAUACGCUGCACUCGCUUAUACCGCAGCUGCAGCAGAACCCAAAUGCCAAGCUAAGCAAGGCGGCAAUGUUGCAAAAGGGUGCCGAUCACAUCAAACAAUUGCGACAGGAGCGCAAUGUGCUCAAGGACAAGAUCGAAGCACUGCGCAUGGAGCGAGAUGCACUCAACAACUCUCUUACGCAUCUGCAUUCGAUACUACCCGCAAAUGGCGCUCCGGUGACACGCCAGGGAACAGAGCACGUGCGUCAAUUGUAUGAGGUCUACGUACGUUACAAUACGAUGAACGAUUGGAAGUUUUGGAUUCUCGGUUUAAUUUUGGAGCCCUUGCUGGCCUCAUACACCUCGACAGUGUCCAGCGCCAGCUUAGAUGAGCUGCGUCGCACCGCUUUCCUAUGGGUCGAUCAGCAUUGUUCGCUUAUUGAUUUGCGACCCGCUGUUACGAACAAAUUAAAGUACCUAUCCAUGCACACGGAUAUCGUAUCGGAGCCACCGAGCACAUUGCAGGAGGAGGUGAACAAGGCUGUACAGAAUACCAACGGUCAGCAUCCUAAUCUGCAUGGCUCCUAACCUAUCUUGCUGCUCGUGAUAUGAAUUUAUUUCAACAAUUUUCAAACACCAUUGCUACAAUUUGUUAACAAUUUGGUCAAUGUCAAACCGUUCGCCUUGCUGUCUGACCAUAGCUCAGCAGUAAAAAGAAUUGUACAAAUCGCCUUUUAGGCUAAAAUUUAUUAUAUAUUUUGCAACGGAUGCAAUUGAUUAAUGUCUAACGCUAAACGCUCUAAAAGCCGACAGCUGUGAGCCCUCAGCAGCUCCCGCUGCAGUUGAAGUAGCGCAAUGCAGCAAAUAGUGCCUACAAUCUUUGACUUAAGUGUAAAAUAAACAAAGCGAUUUUACAAUUUUUUCAUACA
This is a messenger RNA of Drosophila albomicans, 5017 nucleotides long. RefSeq names its product protein WBSCR14 homolog (gene Mondo). The record is from RefSeq and is a predicted model, not a curated record. Gene Ontology annotation, molecular function: protein dimerization activity; RNA polymerase II cis-regulatory region sequence-specific DNA binding; DNA-binding transcription factor activity, RNA polymerase II-specific. The transcript is spliced from 11 exons. NCBI's taxonomy places the organism in Eukaryota, Metazoa, Arthropoda, Insecta, Diptera, Drosophilidae. Gene Ontology annotation, cellular component: nucleus. The coding region runs from base 1098 to 4676 and encodes 1192 amino acids. Gene Ontology annotation, biological process: regulation of transcription by RNA polymerase II.